Molecule: messenger RNA, 2569 nt
Organism: Xenopus laevis (African clawed frog)
Lineage: Eukaryota; Metazoa; Chordata; Amphibia; Anura; Pipidae
Gene: frat2.S
Product: frequently rearranged in advanced T-cell lymphomas 1 S homeolog
Cellular component (GO): cytoplasm
Source: RefSeq, marked provisional
CCCAGGCAGGCCGGUGUGAGCUUGUUCCCCGCCUGGCGGUGAAGAGCUGAGCUCCCCCUGCGCGUGUCUGUCUGCCAUGCCGUGUCGCAAGGAGAGUUUCCUGCUGCUCGAGCAGUCAGUGACCGUAGGCUCCGGGGAGGUGGACACGCUGGUAGCCCGGAUAGGGGAAGCCCUGCAGCUCAAUGCCCAGCGAACGCCCACCUCCUGCAGCAUGGCUUAUGGGGCGCUUAAACCGGUGUCCCGGGCGGGCCCCUCCUGUUCUUGCGUGAGGGGUAGAAGCACCCCGUACCCUGUGUGUACCCCGAGGGGAGCCGCCCGCCACGCGCAGCACCACCACCACUUCCCCAGGCAACAGGGCACCGGGGGCAACAAGCGGCUGUGCGGCAGGGGAUGGGGCCGCUGUAACUGCAGGAAGCACGCGGGGACCGAGGAGGAGGAUGAUCCGCACGAACUGCUGCAAGAGCUGCUGCUCUCGGGAAACCUCAUCAAAGAGGCGGUCAGGAGACUUCACAUGGCUGGGGAGAGCCCUGACCCGCCGGGGUCGCGCAGAGUGUCCGAGUGCACUGAGACAACCGUGCAAUGACCGCAGCACUGCCCUGGGUGCAGAUGGGCCCCUACACACGAUAUGGACUCUGCCAGAUCUGCACCUCCACCUGCAUGAGCAAUAUGGGAUGUUUGUAGACCUACCCCCCUCCAUGGGCAAUAUGGACUGUUCUGAGAUCUACCCCCCUCCAUGGGCAAUAUGGACUGUGCUUAGAUCUACCCCCCUCUAUUGGGCAAUAUGGACUACUGUUAGAGCUGCCCUGCACUGCUGAUAUGGACUGUGUGCUCAACUGCUCCUCUCCUGACUCCAUGGGCAAUAUGGACUGAGCGGAUAACUGCCCCCUCCACGAGGACUAUGGACUGUGCUGCCUCCUCUAUAGGAAAGAUGGACAGUGCUCAGAUCUGCCCUUCUCCUGCACUGGGAAUAUGUGCUGUGUGCACAACAGCCCCUCACUUGCAUAGGCAAUAUAUGCAUUAUCCACACAGCAAAUGAGGGUUGGCCAUAGAUCUGCCUCUCACGGGCACAUCAACUGGGGGGCAUUAUGAAUAUCUGCCCAUCACAGACUCAGCAGAUAGAGGACAAUAAGCAAACUUGCCCCUCACAUUGACAGCAGAUGGGGACGGCACCCAGAUUUAUAUCCCACCUAGUUUUUAAAAGUGAAUAAACCAAACUGCCUCCCCAAUAUCUCAUAAUGGGCUCAUCUGUUGCCAUGGAAUUGCAGUCAUUCUUGUUCUCCCUAGCGCUGAAGCCUACUUGCUUUCUGGCAGACCCCCUAAUAUCUAUUGACUGCAUAGUGACUGCACACUGAUAUUGUAGGACAGGAGCUCACAUUGCUCUUGCUAUCUGCCUGUGACACUUUACGAGACCUGCACCUUUGUUUUUUUUCUCCCUAGUGGCAGAUAUGUACUGACAACUGUGUUCAUCCUGGUGAAAUAAAUCUGCAAAUGUUUGGGGGGUGGGGAGUAAAGGGUGUUCCAUGAUGAAAAACAACCAGCCCUUAAUACCAAAAGGUCUCCUCAUGCUUGUUUAUUUGCCUUCACUGACUGACAACAUAACUAUUUCACCCUGGUUUGCAGCACCCCCCCUACAUCACAUUCUGGGUGACCGCUUGCUCUGGGAAAUGCUUUUUUACAUCCUCUCCCAAACUGCCAUUUUUCAAUAUGUUACAUAUACUGUGUCUUUCUUAACCACAGAAUGGCUCCUCCUAUAUUAUAUAUACAAUAUCUGCUACGAGCACCACCAUAACCCCCCUCUCCCAGCCCUUGCUAUUCCUACCCCCACCUUGCUUGUUUGUAGGGUUGGAAAUGUCAUUUAAACAAAGGCCGUGAGACCUCAGGGGACCUCAAAUGAUCAAGGAUCAGCUACUACUAAUUAGCACCACAACAACAACAACAUAUUUUAGUAUAUCCAGUGGCCGCUAACACAGAAUUUGUCCCUUUUUUUUUUUGGAUAAACUCAUUUGGUCAUGUUUACAGGAUACUUGAAAUAUUUCAUACAGCUCUUAAGAAAUUUCAUUUUGAUUUCUUGAGAUUUUGAGCUGGCCAAGAAAAUAUCUUGUGCUUCUCGUUCUGGCAUUGGGCAAACUUUUCUUUUUUGUGACUUUGGACUUUAAUUAUGGACUUUGUGCCAAGCCUUGUGUUGCAGUUGAUUUGGACUGGGUGCAUUGCAACAACUCAAUGGCCUCACACUUACAUCUGCCCCAAGUAAACUUAUUUGAAUGGCUGCAGAGUAGUCUGGGCGGGGACAGUUGUUAUGUAAUUGUUCUUUGCUUCUUGUUUACAAUGUGCAAGGGGAAGACUGGCUUGAACUUGUAGUUCUCUCUUCCUCUAAUAAUCUGGCAGUGUUUAUUGGCACUACUACUUCAAGGUCACUACUACUUCAAGGUCACUGCUGCCGGACCAGUGGCACAGCCUAGGAUAACGUUUUUUUAAAAAAAAUAUUUUAUAUAUUCCGAACAAAUGUGAAAAUUGGCACAAAGGUUUUGUUGCCAAACAAAUCCCCCUCCAUAUUAAAAAAAAAAAAAAA